AGGAUGCGACCCUUCCCUCGGCCCUGCUUGAACGUGGGAUGCCUUAUAUACCAGACUGCCCUUUACAACGACAAAUGUUUGAAAUAUAUGACCGUGUCAAAUGUCAAAACUUUGCCGUAACAUUCCAAAAAAAGGAAAUAGUACAAUAAAAGAUAGUAUAUGACACUGAUUCACUUCUUAUUUUAUUUUAUUUUAUUUUACAUAAUAACUAACAGGUCUGUUAGAAAAUCAAAUUUGUGGAUAAAAUACAGGUGACACACUUGGAAAAUAGUUUUAGCCUCAUACAUCCAACUAACUGAACUAAAACAUAACUGCAAUUCCCAUUUCUGCAAAUUUUUUUUUAAAAAAAUUUGAUUUCGUUUCCUUUUGUUGCCUCUCUAUUUCCUUAGACAUUACUAAUUUCAUUUCUCAUAUCAGAAGGAGAAGUACAUUGUGUCUCUUCUCUUUCUUGACGUAUAAUAUAUUUCAUCAGUAUGUAAAUAUCAAGAAAACAGGACCAUUUUGCUUAUCCGAUCCAACAAUGUCGUCCACAAAAGUUUCCCUUCUCUUAUUCUUUGUUACAUCCCUUUUUUAUUCAUGUUCUUUAGCUGAAAUCAGAUCCAAUGAGGUUCGUUCUGAUGAUCGUCCCAUUAUACCAUUUGAUGAAUUCGGCUUCACACAUCGGGGUAGAUUGGAACUCAAUGUCUCGAAAAUAUCCCUUGGUGUCCCUAGCAAUCCCGCAAACCUUGAUCUUUCGAAAGUUGGAUUCUUUCUAUGUACUAGCAACGCGUGGAUGCGUGUUCUUGAACAAAUUGAGGAUGCGGAGAUCACUUGCGCGGUCCAGUCUGAUAAGGUCAAGCUUGUCUAUACAUUCGACAAACUUGGUGACAAUUCGUCUUUAAACACACUUUUUGUUGAUACGGAAGCUGAUCAGUACUCUCUGGUGUUUGCUAAUUGUUGUCCUCAGUUAAAAGUUUCUAUGAUUGUGCGAUCUGCAAUGUACAAUCUUGAUGCUAAAUCAGGAAAUAGAGACUAUCUCUCUGUUGGCAAGGCCAUUUUGCCUAGGAUUUAUUUCGUGUUUUCGCUUGUUUAUUUCUGUUUGGGUGUAUUUUGGAUAUUCGUGCUGUUCAAGAAGAGAUUAACUGUUCACGCGAUCCAUUUCUUCAUGCUGGCUGUAGUCAUAUUGAAAGCCUUGAAUUUGUUGUGUGAAGCAGAAGAUAAAUCUUACAUUAAGCGUACGGGUAGUGCUCACGGAUGGGAUGUACUGUUUUACAUUUUCAGUUUCUUGAAAGGGAUAAUGUUGUUCACGUUGAUCGUGUUGAUUGGGACGGGCUGGUCAUUUCUAAAACCUUAUUUGCAGGAGAAAGAGAAGAAAGUUUUGAUGAUUGUGAUACCACUUCAGGUUGUAGCAAAUAUAGCUCAGGUUGUGAUUGAUGAGAAUGGGCCUUAUGGGUAUGAAUGGGUGACAUGGAAACAAGUGUUUUUGCUCGUUGAUGUGAUCUGUUGUUGCGCGGUUCUUUUUCCCAUUGUUUGGUCGAUUAAGAAUUUGCGUGAGGCUGCUAAAUCUGACGGGAAAGCUGCUGUGAAUUUGAUGAAACUGACGCUCUUUAGGCAGUACUACAUCGUGGUUAUAUGUUAUAUUUACUUUACAAGGGUUGUGGUUUAUGCAUUGGAGACGAUUGUAUCGUAUAGGUAUCUUUGGACUAGUGUAAUGGCAGGGGAAGUGGCAACUCUGGCUUUUUAUUUGUUUACUGGAAUUAAAUUCAGGCCUGAGGUACACAAUCCGUACUUUGUAAUCGACGAUGAAGAAGAAGAGGCUGCAUCUGAGGCAUUAAAGUUUGGUGACGAGUUUGAAUUGUGAGAAAAUUAUUCUUGAGAUUACAUGAUCUCGUUAUCAGUUUUGCAAUGGUGACUAUAAUAUUGUAGAUCAUUUUUACUUUGAAGUUUUGUUCAAAUUUCUGUAUUGUCAAUUUUGUCUCUGUAUUGUAUUUGUAUAACUUGAGCAUGUCAUUUGAUUUCUUGUACUAGCAUUUUGUCUGGAAAAGAUCAAUUGUUCUGUGAAUUAAAAUAGGCCUUUCAGGUAUUUCAUUUGAUUAA
This is a messenger RNA of Capsicum annuum, 2076 nucleotides long. Its product is annotated as protein CANDIDATE G-PROTEIN COUPLED RECEPTOR 7-like. Bases 521 to 1840 code for a protein of 439 amino acids. The transcript has a single exon. The record is from RefSeq and is a predicted model, not a curated record. Lineage: Eukaryota; Viridiplantae; Streptophyta; Magnoliopsida; Solanales; Solanaceae. Gene Ontology annotation, cellular component: Golgi apparatus; membrane. Gene Ontology annotation, biological process: transport.